UCUUACAAUAACAAACAUCUGUACCCUCCUUCUCUGUCUCACGCCUGCAGACAGAUGGCAGACAAAAGUCAUCCCUUUGAGCAGAGAGACCAGAGGUUUGAAAGAGCUCAUAGGUAAUUUAAAAAUUUUUAUUAGGUCAGCAUAAACUGCAGAAAAGUAAGAUAAAAGACAUAACGAGGAAUACCUCAGCUUUAGAAAACAAAAAAGCAAAGAUGGGAAACAGGACUGUUGGAAAAUGCUGUGCUGCAUAUCCCUGUCUUUUCUUCGGACUUCUGUAUUUGUAUUGGUAUGAGGGAGUCAUUGGACAAAGCUUGCAGGAGCAGAAUAUCAUGUGCAAUGCUGAGGCAUGCUAUUCUAUUCAUCUCCAGCGCAAUAACUUCUUGGAUUCCUGGAGGAGCUGCAAGUAUAAAGGGGGGAACCUGGCUACCAUUAAAGGACCAGAAGAAGCUUCCAUGAUCCAUGACCUCUUAUCGUCAGGGAUCAGAAGUCACUCCCAGCCCAAAAUCAGGUUGUGGAUUGGCCUUCAGCGACAGCCUAGGAAGUGCUCAGUCAAGAGCCCUUUGAGAGGCUUCACCUGGAUCACUGGGGAUCAAGAAACACAGUAUACGAACUGGCAACAUGAUGACUUAGCCAAUGGUUGUGCUGCUCAUCGUUGUGUGUUCAUUACCUACAACACACCUAAAAAAAGGGGCAACAAUAACAACUUCAAAUGGGUCCAUCGAUCUUGCGUAGUGGCCGUGGAAGGUUUCCUGUGCCGCUACACCUACCAUGGGAUGUGCCCAGCUCUUCAGAAAGAAGGAGGGGGCCCUGCAGUCUACACCACCCCAUUUAAACUGACGAGUACUGUUCUUACUCACAUCCCUAUUGGUUCUGUGGCAACUCUUCCUUGUCCCGAUGGUGACAAGGAAGACCAGUCAGUGAUGUGUAUGAUGAGAGAGGACGGAAGUGUUGGAUGGUCAAAAGAUGCACCGCUCUGCACUGACACUCCGAUAGACUGGUGCAAACAGGACAAUGGUGGCUGUGAGCACUACUGUGUGAACUCAGAUACCCAUUACUACUGUGAAUGCUUUGAGAAUUAUGUUCUGAAAGAAGAUGGAAAAACCUGCAAGCUCUUGGAUCCCUGCUACAGUGCCAACUGCGAGUUUGAGUGUGAGUCCACUCCUCAGGGACAUCGCUGCAAGUGCCCAGAGGGGUACCUCCUGUCUGCUGACAAUCAGAGUUGUCUUGAUAUAGAUGAGUGCUUGCUAAAACCAUGCCAGCAGGAAUGCGUCAAUGCACCUGGUACAUUCGAGUGUAGAUGCAAUGAGGGCUUCCUUCCGUCUGAGUUCGGAGAAUGUGUGGAUGUGGAUGAGUGCUUGCUAAAACCAUGCCAGCAGGAAUGCGUCAAUGCACCUGGUACAUUCGAGUGUAGAUGCAAUGAGGGCUUCCUUCUGUCUGAGUUCGGAGAAUGUGUGGAUGUGGAUGAGUGCUUGCAAAAACCAUGCCAGCACGAAUGCGUCAAUGCACCUGGUACAUUCGAGUGUAGAUGCAAUGAGGGCUUCCUUCCGUCUGAGUUCGGAGAAUGUGUGGAUGUGGAUGAAUGCAUGGAAGAAAAAUGCGUUCAUAUUUGUGAGAACUUGCCUGGUUCCUACACGUGCCAUUGUCCUGACGGAUUCUCUCCACUUAAAGAAGAUCCAGAGAAAUGUGAAGAUAUCGAUGAGUGUAAAAGAGAAAUUUGCGAGCAGGUGUGCAGAAAUUAUAAUGGUGGAUUUGAGUGUCUUUGUAAGGAGGGUUAUAUGCUGCAAGAGGACAAAUACUUAUGUCGGCAAGUCAAUGAGAAUAAAUCACUAACAGAUUCCCCAACAGUAGAAUGGCAUCCAACUUACCUGAGCUGGUCGACAGAGAAGACAGAGGAAAGAGAUGUGACCACCCAAACUUCAAACUCACCUUCAUCAAACUUUUUGAUGUAUACAACAACUUCAGCUCAUACACAUCAAGGGGAUGCACCUAAGAAGGAAAUAUCAAUAGCAACUGGUGAUAAAGUGGAUGUAAGGUCUUUAGGAAACAAAAGACUCUCAGAGGCUUCAGAUUCUGUCACGCUCACUCCUCCAACAUCACAAAUAUCAGAAUAUACACUGGCAUCAAAAACAAUACAGCCUCCCGAUGACAGGAAGAAACAUGACAAAAGCUGGCUGAUUGUGGCACUGCUGGUAAUACUAUGUGUUUUUGCAGUGGUCAUAUUAGCGUUAGGCAUUGUUUAUUGCACAAGUUGGGCUGUAGAGAGAAGGAGCAAAAGCGUCACAGACUGUCACCGCUGGACCACCACCUCCAAGCCUAAAAAAUCGAUCACAGCAAAAUCUCGAGCUUGAGUAAUGUACAGUUAACAUGACUUUAAAAAAAAAACAGACUUCCUCAAGCUGUUUUGAUGUGAUCAUACUGAUGUCACUUUGGUAUUCUAGGAUCCUGUGGUACAUAAUGGCAAAAUAGUCACUAUGUGCACAAUUUAACAUUCAAAUAUUCUUUUCAGACAAUGGAGAGAAUAUCAAAAAUUAUUGUCCAGUUGAAGUAGAGCAGUGACCACCAGUGUAAAGUGGAACAAUACAAACACAAUUUAGCAUGCAUCCCUUUUUCAAAUAAUACAAUGAAUGAGAAUUUAAAAAAGCAGCUAUAAACAGCUUACAUUUAUUUGUUUAAAUUUAAACUUAUUUUUAUAAGACAUUUACAUAUGAAAUAACAUCUAUACCACUAUUAUUACUAUACUAUAAAUGUUAAUACAUUUGAAACUUACAGUUUGGAUCCGUGAAUAAAUUAAA
Carassius carassius (crucian carp) is the source of this 2792-nucleotide messenger RNA. Its product is annotated as complement component C1q receptor-like. The record is from RefSeq and is a predicted model, not a curated record. The transcript has a single exon. Gene Ontology annotation, biological process: cell migration. Bases 213 to 2348 code for a protein of 711 amino acids. Gene Ontology annotation, molecular function: extracellular matrix protein binding; calcium ion binding; extracellular matrix binding. Lineage: Eukaryota; Metazoa; Chordata; Actinopteri; Cypriniformes; Cyprinidae. Gene Ontology annotation, cellular component: extracellular matrix; external side of plasma membrane.